Messenger RNA from Lathyrus sativus (Indian pea), 1281 nucleotides. The record is from the annotation of a GenBank genome assembly. Lineage: Eukaryota; Viridiplantae; Streptophyta; Magnoliopsida; Fabales; Fabaceae.
AUGUUGCAUAACAUGGACAACACUCCUUCAUCACCUGGCAAGUCCAAGAUGGAGAAAAGGACUAGAUGGCAAACUUCCUUACAAAAGCUCACAUUUUGGUCCGUUCUAUCUAUGGCUCUUAUCUAUUUCCUUUUCUUCCGAGCCCCGUCGUCAUUCUCUUCCGACACAUCGCGUAGAUCCUUACGAACCUACAGCUACGGAGGCGCGGCAUGGGAAAAGAAUAUUCGUUCAUCAGCGAGAACCUCUUCCAAAAACGGAGUCUCCGUGCUUGUAACCGGGGCUGGAGGUUUCGUCGGAAGCCAUGUCUCGAUUGCACUCAAACGCCGAGGCGACGGUGUUGUUGGUCUUGAUAAUUUUAAUGACUACUAUGAUCCAUCGUUGAAACGAGGCCGCCAAGCGCUUUUGGCGAAAACAGGCGUGUUCAUCGUCGAAGGCGAUAUCAAUGACGCCGCACUUUUGAAGAAACUUUUCGAGGUUGUUCCGUUUACUCAUGUCAUGCACUUAGCUGCACAAGCUGGUGUGAGAUACGCUAUGCAAAAUCCAGGAUCAUAUGUUCAUAGUAACAUUGCUGGUUUUGUUAAUUUACUCGAAGUUUGUAAAUCGGUUGUACCACAACCCGCUAUAGUUUGGGCCUCUUCAAGUUCAGUUUAUGGUUUAAACACAAAAGUACCGUUCUCAGAAAAAGAUAAGACGGAUCAACCUGCUAGUUUAUACGCUGCUACGAAGAAAGCGGGCGAAGAAAUCGCGCAUACUUAUAAUCAUAUCUAUGGACUUUCACUAACAGGUUUAAGAUUUUUCACAGUUUAUGGACCUUGGGGAAGACCUGAUAUGGCAUACUUUUUUUUCACAAAGGAUAUAUUAAAAGGGAACUCAAUACCGAUUUUCGAAGGGGCGAACCACGGAACCGUUGCAAGGGAUUUUACUUAUAUCGACGACAUUGUGAGGGGAUGCUUAGGUGCAUUGGAUACUGCUGAGAAGAGUACUGGUAGUGGCGGGAAGAAGACCGCACCGGCGCAGUUGAGGGUUUUUAACUUAGGAAAUACCUCGCCCGUUCCAGUUACCGAUCUUGUCAGCAUUCUGGAGAGGCUGUUGAAGGUUAAGGCCAAAAGGAAUGUGAUGAGAAUGCCGCGAAAUGGUGAUGUUCAGUUUACGCAUGCGAAUAUAAGCUACGCGAAGAAAGUGUUCGGCUAUAAACCGACGACCGAUUUAGAAACCGGUUUGAAGAACUUUGUUAAGUGGUAUCUAAAUUAUUAUUCUGCUGAGAAGAAAGCUGAUCAGUGA